Messenger RNA from Erigeron canadensis, 600 nucleotides. RefSeq lists its product as uncharacterized. Lineage: Eukaryota; Viridiplantae; Streptophyta; Magnoliopsida; Asterales; Asteraceae. Bases 1 to 600 code for a protein of 199 amino acids. The transcript has a single exon. The record is from RefSeq and is a predicted model, not a curated record.
AUGACGACUCAACAAGUUCAACAGGAAACUCGCGCCUACAUCGAGCGGUUUCGGGAAAGAGCUCACGAAACGCUUAUGCAUGACUACUUUGUUGAAAACCCAAAGUUUGGCCCGAUUUGGUUUCGUGAAAGAUUUCGAAUGAGUCAAAGGUUGUUUUUAAAGAUUGUUACUGAUAUUGAGCAACGUUUCGUUUACUUUCAAAAGCGUGUAGAUCGGUCGGGGAGAAAGAGUUCAGCUGCCAUACAAAAAUGCACAUCCGCGGUGGAACAACUCGGAACGGGCAACCCUCCGGAUAACUUUGAUGACAACCUUUGCAUGGCACCGAGAAUUUCUCGCGAAAGCCUUGAUCAUUUUUGCAGCGCGGUCAUCGAGUUAUAUCGUGACAAGUACUUACGUAGGCCGACUAGUCAUGAUGUUGCCCGGUUGUAUGAAGCGCAUGAACGGAGACACAAGAUUCCGGGAUUGCUAGGAAGUCUUGAUUGUACGCAUUUUGUUUGGAGAAAUUGUGCUAAAGCAUUGAAGGGACAAUACAAGAGAGGUGAUCAUCCAUACCCCACGGUUACGCUUGAAGUCGUUGCUUCACAAGACUUGGGGAUUUGA